Seriola dumerili (greater amberjack) is the source of this 1074-nucleotide messenger RNA. RefSeq names its product A-kinase anchoring protein 6 (gene akap6). Bases 1 to 1074 code for a protein of 357 amino acids. The transcript has 6 exons. The record is from RefSeq and is a predicted model, not a curated record. Lineage: Eukaryota; Metazoa; Chordata; Actinopteri; Carangiformes; Carangidae.
AUGAGCAUCGUAGCUCUCUCGCCCAUGGCCCCUGAGCCACCGUCCCCCAUGGUCACCUCCAUCACACCCGUCACCCCAACCGUGGACCCCGACAGCUCCACUUCCCUUGCCGCCCCUCUUAACCUGGAUCUGGACCAUCAGUCCCAGGAUGAGGCCUCCUCACUGGGCCCCGGCCCCAGCCACCUGGGCCAAGACCCCUCCAGGAGGUCUAAGAAACCCCCGCCCCUCCACACCGGCGCCGACUGGAAGGUCGUCCUCCACCUGCCGGAGAUAGAGACGUGGCUGAGAGCGACCAGCGACAGAGUCACACAGCUCACACACUCGGUGGGACAAGACAGCGACAACAGACACGUGGAUGUCCACCUGGUGCAGCUCAAGGACAUCUGUGAGGACAUCUCGGACCAUGUGGAGCAGAUUCACGCUCUGCUGGAGACGGAGUUCUCCCUGAAACUUCUGUCCUACUCCGUCAACAUCAUCGUCGACAUCAGGACGGUGCAGCUGCUGUGGCACCAGCUGAGAGUGUCGGUCCUCGUCCUGAAGGAGCGUCUGCUGCAGGGUCUGCAGGACUCCAACGGGAACUACACCCGCCAGACUGACAUCCUGCAGGCCUUCAGCCAGGACCAGCACCAGACUCGUCUGGACGCUCUGACCGAGGUGGACGACUGCGGUCAGCUGACUAUUCGCUGCAGCCAGGACUACUUCUCUUUAGACUGCGGUAUCACGGCCUUUGAGCUGAGCGACUACAGCCCGGGUGACGAGCCUGACGCCCGGGGGGCGGAGCCAGACGCCCAGGACGCUUCCGAGGAGCGGGAGCAGGAGCUCGAUCGAGCCCCGGGCCUGAACCCGGAGCUGGGGUCAGCGGAGAACGAAGGACCCUGCUCCUCAAACCCUGAGCUCCACAGCAGUUUACCCGAACUCACCGCGGCCAGUGACCUCACAAACCACAACCAUUCUAUCCGUCGCUCCCCAAGAGAGCCGCCUUGUUCUCAGACGGAGGAACCAGCGUGCAGGACUCCAGGGGAGGCCUGGGGAAGGCCAGCCCGCUCUCUGGGCUCCAGUUCCAGGCCGAGCUGA